AUGAAUCCCCCAGAGGGAACCGACUCUCUGGACCUGAGCCAGUAUCUGGUCAUGCUCGGUUCGUUCCGCAUAGUCACUGACAACAACACAGUGGCGGAGAAAUCGGUGAAGGCGAUCGCGGACCACAACUCAGAGUUUCGUUUCGACUCUACGGCUCAUGAUAAUCAUAGCACUGACGCGUGGAUGGGCAGCAACCCGCGCGAGGAGCUGUGGGGUCCGUUCUUCGCGCUGCCGCUGGAAAAGAUGAGUAAGACGAGCAUGCCCAAGAACAACAGCGCCUACAUCCUCGGGUCGCUGGACCCGGAAGAGGCUGAGCUCGCGGGUAAGAGCCACCCGAAGCAGCGGGCCAAAGAUAAUUGCGCGUGCGACUUUGAGCUCGCUGAGAACAACCAGACGGGCAUCAGUCGGAAGACGAUCAGCAUCGACCUUUACCCGCAGCCCAAUGCCAACAAGCAGGUAAUGGUGCGCGUGGGCGUGCUGACCGAGAGGGUGAGGUACGCGACGCUAGACGCGGACCCGGACGCGGGCUGGUCGACGUCGCAUGCGGUAGAGAAGGGCAAACACUUCCCGGUGCCGCAAGACGGCUGCCUCCUCAUCACCAUCUCGCGGCUCCAGUUCCGCAUCACGUCCAAGUCCAAGUCCAAGCCGACGGCGACGUACCUGUACAUGGGGACCGGCGCCCCUACGAGCAUCCUCGCGAAGCCUCCCUCCCCCGUGUUGGAAGUUCAAGUGAACAAGGUGGUGGUAUAUUGCGCCCUAGCUCCAUUUCUCCCGUACUAUCCCAACGUGUACAACUUCGUAGAAGUGGCUGUCUACGCCGCCGAUGACUCUCGGUCGAAGCCGAAUAACCUGCCGUGGGCCAUCGGAGAUUUUGUCCCCGACAACACGGAGACGCUUGGCACCCUGCUCGACCUGGAGGCUGCCGGCGAGGACACGCUCGGGCCCAGGGAGCGGUUGUUCAUCUUUCAGCAGUUGUGCAGCGCUAUAUGCCAUGUGCACUCGCACGACAUGGCACACGGCGGGCUCACCAGCCGUGAGAUUCUCAUCAUCCCAGGGGCAGCCACAGAGAACCCCAUUACGGAAAAGGCGGACGACGAGGCUGUCGUCCAGACCGACCCCGUGUGCACCGUCAAGGUGUUUGGGUUCACCGUGUCGACCCUCAAGUACCGCAACGAGGAGGUGGUGAAGGCCCAGAAGGGCGACGCUGUCGAGCUCGGUCACCUGGGCGUGCGGCUGCUAGCCGGCUGCGAGAAACGCCUGCGCACACUGUCCUACAAAGACAAAGAUGCCUGGAUCGAAGCCAGCUACGGCGCAGACUAUCGCGUCCAGCCGCUGCUCGAGUACCUGAUUGGCGGCCGCCUUUCCUCGGAACAUGCCAAGGACUGGGCGUCGGGCAUCCUGAUCGACAAACCCGGCGUGAGCGCCCUGGCCAAGAGAAUGGAGCAGCGGUCCGCCAAGCGCAAGUGGACCGAGUCGCGCCUCGCCCCGCAGGAGUCAUCCAAGCGUCAACAUACGGCCCAGCCCAUGUCCGGCAGCACCGCCGUCGCCAAUGGCACGCGCGUGAUCAGAAUUCCAAAGAGGAAAAACGCUGCUGCGGCUCGUGCCGCUGCAAUGCUGAAACCCCAGACGGACCGAGUAGAGCGAGCAAGCGCGGCGCAGCUGCGUUGCGUCAAGCCGCUGUCGUCUAACCGAAAAAUCGUACGACCCCGGGCGGUUAGAGGCCAGAUACGAGUUAGCCGCGCUUCCAUUGCCAACUUGCGGGGCUCAGAAACCCACCCUCCGCUUCGGUCGUCGCUGAAAUCCGGAACAAGACAGGCUCGCGGCACUGUUGGGGCGUCUGUUGCGUGGCAAGAAGAUCUGAAACCGAGUUCUAGCAAGCUAGGCUCGCAGAAAGGCCUAGAGGAGGUCGCAUCGCCCAACGCACAGUCUCCAAAUGACCAAGCUGCCAGGAAGAGUGCUCAGCCUGUAGACUCUCUAAGCAGAUCCAGCGGAAACCUAGAGGUUGAGAAUUAUCAAACGGCCCUUUCUCACACCCGGGCCGCAAGACAAGAUUUUGUGGACCCGGUCGAUGAGGACGACGCCUUGUCGUUUGACCAAAAGUACGCGAGUGAGGAAGAACAAGCGCGGCAGGAUGCUGUUCCCCAUAAGCACGUCGAAGUAGACGACGGAACCACAGCCUCAGAAGCGAGCCUGAAUGACAAAGUCGCGGCGGAGCCGUCUGACCUUGAUCUGGCGCAGGACGACGCCUUGUCGUUUGAUCAAGUCUAUGCAAGCGAAGAAGAACAGGCGCGUCAGGACGCUAUUUCGCCUGAGGUCAUCGAAUGGGAAGAGGGAACCACAGAGUCAGAAUCGAGCCUGAACGGCGUAGACGGGGCGGAGCCGUCUGACCUUGAUCCGAUGGCGGCGUCAGAGGUGCAGUCGGGGCACACGUCGGCGAUCUUAGUCGGCAGCGAGGCCGACUCACACGACGAGGCCAAGCUCUCCUCGCAGCUGCGGCCGUACAUGUGGGGUAGCAGCCAGAACAAAGAGAGUGGCAAGGUCGAGGAUGAUGACGACGAGGUCGUGGAUGAUGAGGACUACGAGUUUGACCCCAUCGUCAGCGGGGCGAACAAGGACGUGCCUCUAGACUCCCAGUACGAUGAUGACCUACCCGACACACAGCCCUGGACCAACGAGCCCCCAGUCGCCGAAGGCGAAAAGCCCGGCGCGGUGUCUCAGCUGUUCGAGUUCGAGGAAUUGCAGCCGGCGGAUGAGGAGGCGCGCGAAGAAGACGAGUUGAGCGAUAGCCGCGCGGAGCAGCAGAUACAAGACCAAACCGCUGGUUGGAACUCGUGGUGGACGACGAAAUGGAUGAAUCGCGAGCGCAAGCUCGGCGGAAUUCGCGAGGAAAUGCAAUCCGCCGGGAAUCAGAGCCGGAGAGACGGGUUGUUGUCUGGCACGACGGCACACCAGAAGACGCACAAUUCGGGGUUGUGGUUGUUCCGGUAG
Molecule: messenger RNA, 2988 nt
Organism: Cryphonectria parasitica EP155
Lineage: Eukaryota; Fungi; Ascomycota; Sordariomycetes; Diaporthales; Cryphonectriaceae
Exons: 4
Coding region: 1-2988 (995 amino acids)
Source: RefSeq, a predicted model, not a curated record